Camponotus floridanus (Florida carpenter ant) is the source of this 1550-nucleotide messenger RNA. It is a transcript of the gene Daao2, whose product is annotated as D-aspartate oxidase. Lineage: Eukaryota; Metazoa; Arthropoda; Insecta; Hymenoptera; Formicidae. The coding region runs from base 488 to 1516 and encodes 342 amino acids. The record is from RefSeq and is a predicted model, not a curated record. The transcript is spliced from 8 exons. Gene Ontology annotation, molecular function: FAD binding; D-amino-acid oxidase activity.
UUGUAAGAUUGUCAUCAAAAGAAGAGCACUUGUAUCUUAUCUUGGCAAAUUUAGCAAAUCAUAACGAUGAUUUAUUAUUGAUUGUGAGGAGCAUCUCAUCGUUCGCACGGUUAUUUAAUAAUUUGUUCUCUCGCAUCCAAGAAUCGUCAAUGAAAUGUUUACAUGCAGCAUCGAAGAAAUCUUCUUUCAUCGAGGUUAUCGUUCCUGCGACCUCAUUGUGUUUAUUAUUACAUGUUGGAAAUGUGCAUCGAUUGUAUUGCUAUAAUUUACUGAAUCUGUCGAGAGAACAAAUCUGGGUGACGCGCGAGAACCUCGCAAUUAUAGUUUUAUUUUCGUGACUUUUUUUAUGUUACAAAAGUAGCAUUUCUUACGUGAAUAUUUAAAGAUAUACGAUAAAGCAGCAAGAGGUUAGAGUUAGAGGUAGAGGUUAAAAGUGGUUCAAUUUUAUUUCUAUAGAAAAACGGUAUUUGUGGAAAUCGGUGAAAAGAUGCGCGUAGCAAUCGUGGGUGCUGGUGUAAUAGGAGUAACAAGCGCAUUCACAGUGAAAAACGCUUUUCCGAGUUAUGACGUGAAGAUCUUUGCCGACGCAUUCUCGCCUGACACCACUGGUGAUGGAAGUGCCGGUCUAUGGGGUCCUAUCUAUCUCGGCGAUACACCUAUCGACAAUAUAACUCGAUGGGCUGGCUGCACGCAUCAAUGGUUUGAACAAUUGUGGAAAGCUGGGUUAUCAUCGAAAACAGGUGUUUCUUUACUACCUGUAACUCGUGUUACUAGCGAUUACAAAGACGACAUUGAUCCAAAAUGGGCGAAACUUGUCUACGGAUUCCAAGAGAUUACUGAUGAAAAAAUACAACGUUUGAAUGAAGAACAUAAAUCUAAUUAUAAACAAGGUUGGAAUUUUAUAACUUACACCGCUGAGCCGGUUUUGCUAUUGCCGUGGCUUAUGGAAAAAUUUAUCGCUUUGGGCGGAAAAGUGGAAAAGAGAAAGAUUAGAACAUUGGACGAAUUAGCCGAGGAAGGAUAUGAUUUAAUAAUAAAUUGCAGCGGACUUGGCGCACGAGAGCUUGUCCCGGAUAAAACAAUGACACCUAUUAGAGGUCAGGUGUAUAGGGUAAAAGCACCUUGGGCGCUGCAUUGUUUCAUUGCGGAUGACGAGUCUUGCAAUUACAUUAUUCCUAACAUCCAUAGUGUUGUAUUGGGCGGUACGCAUCAAGAAGGUGAUUUUGAUUAUUUCGUAAGGGAGGAAGAUUCUAAACACAUUUACGAUGGAUGUUGCCGCAUAAUGCCGUCUCUAAAAACCUGUCAAAUAAUUCGCUCAUGGGUAGGUCUUCGACCAGGACGCCCGCAAGUUCGUUUGGAAUGUGAAACGCUCAAUUCACCUAUGGGAAAAGAAAUCAAGGUGAUACACAAUUACGGUCACGGCGGAAGUGGCGUGACGUUGUGCUGGGGGUGUGCCACAGACGUCGUGGAAAUGAUAAGAAACUUGAAAGUACAAGAAUUAAACUCCAAACUGUAACUCUCCAGGGACAGAAUAAACUUUUUAUCCUUCA